GUCAGAUCGGAGGGAGGGGGGCAGAGGCGUGUGUUCACCUUGCAAAGUUCUACACACAGUUUUUCUAGACACAGCUACAUAUUGGUGUCCUGCUUUUCAGCCCGUGGCCAUAUUCAGAUAAUAACUUUUGUCUGACGUUACUUCGCUCGGAGCGAUAUGUGCGCAGUGAGUAAAGUACAAUAGACGCGUUUAUUCGCCAGGACACCGGCUCGCCUAACAAGAACCCACGGCCUUGUCUACCGAGAAGCUGCAAGCACAGCUCCCCGAGACUUAUACAUAUUCUCAUAACUACAUGUAAAGAACACUCGGCAUAUGUGACAGCUCCACGCAAUGACAGCCUUGUGAAGAGUAACAAAAAAAUCACGCUAAGUCCCAAAAAUACUUAUCCCUUGUAAAACAACAUAGGGAUAGUCACUGACAACAAGGUCUUGUCUUGUCGACAUAUCUUGUUAGAUCAUAACAGAGAUAGCGAGAGAACCGAGUCGUGUUUGCGGAAAAUUUUUCCCUCCACUUUUGUGACUUGAGGAUCGCAUUGCUGUCCCCUCUCUUUACCAUUGUCCUGUCGCUAGAAUAUUCAUGUUGGAAACCCAUGGGGAAACGAUUGGUUAAUGCCUCGUAAAGACCAAAAAAGAUAGCAGCCCUUAUCAAACCGAGCCCUCGGGGUCGUUCCGAUAUCUUUGAAUGCUUAAAACACGGCCCAGAAAGGGGGUCUCCUUUUUACCGUAGGCCCUGGAUUGUUCGCUCGGCAUUUUGAACCUCUCCCCCGUCUUUGUUUGGCCACGAAACGCGUUAACGAGAAAAUUGGUGUUGAGACAACAAUCCUGCUAAUGUGAAAUUCAGUAACUUAAUGAUGGGGAUUAGGAAAGGAUAUGUUGUUCUACUUGUUUACGGGUGGAGACAACAGGCGUGUUUACCUGGGUACGAGGUCGGUCCGUUCCGGGUGGAUUUGGAGGAGGAUUGCCGGGUGGGGGGUCCAUUUAGCCGCGAGAACACACUCUCCUAUCCGCGUACGUCAGUCAGAAGCGCGCUGCGACCGGGCAGCUCCCAGGGCCAGCAUGCGCCUAUGUGAAGGCUUGUACUUUCUCAUCCUGUGGGUUCAACUCUCGCACCCCUUGCACUUAGUGAGUGCUUCCCGUCUCCCCUUCUCGCCACCCACUGACUGUAGGGCCGAAACCUUGAACCAAAUUUCCCACAGGGCGGUGGGCAGCCCGCUCGUUAUGGACCACCGGUCGAUCUGCAGAAAGACCCGCCGACUCAUCGGCAAGCAGGCCGAGAUCUGCCGCAAGGAGCCCGAGAUCGUGCAUGAAGUCAUCAAGGGCGCCAAGCUCGGCACGGGGGAGUGCCAGUUCCAGUUUAAGGAGAGGAGAUGGAACUGUUCCACCGCGGAUAAAUUCUUCGGGAGGAUUCUCAACCAAGACCGCGGAAGAGGGAACGAUUGGUGGCGAAAUUUGCAAGAUAUACGUGAGACGGCGUUCGUGUACGCCGUGACGUCAGCGGGCGUGACGUUCGCGGUGACGCAGUCCUGCAGCAUGGGCGAGCUGCUGCAGUGCGGCUGCGACUACCAGAUGAAGGGAGAGAGCCCGGAUGGAAGCUGGGAGUGGGGGGGAUGCGGAGACGACAUCGACUUCGGCUACACAAAGUCCCGAGAGUUCAUGGACGCCCAGACCAGACACAGAUCCGAUAUCAGAACACUCCUGACGCUACAUAACAACGAGGCGGGAAGACUGGCUGUGAAGAACUUCAUGCGGACGGAGUGCAAGUGCCACGGACUGUCUGGCUCAUGCGCAGUAAAGACGUGUUGGAAAAAGAUGCCGAUAUUCCGGGAGGUCGGGGUCCGGCUAAAGGAGAGGUUUAACGGCGCUUUCCAAGUCAUGGGCUCCAACAACGGCAAAUAUCUCAUACCCGUCGGGGACACUAUCAAAGCCCCCACGGCAGAGGACCUCGUGUAUACGAACGAGUCGCCGAAUUUUUGCAAAAGGAACAGAAAAACAGGGUCGCAAGGGACCAAAGGUCGGGCUUGUAACGCCACGUCCAUGGGGAUCGGCGGCUGUGACUUGUUGUGUUGUGGGAGAGGGUACAAGGAGAGACAGGUGGUCGUGGAAGAAAACUGCAAGUGUCGCUUUCACUGGUGCUGCGUAGUCAAGUGCUCCAAAUGCACGGCGGUCAAAACUGUGCACGAGUGUUUAUGAGCGAGGCGUUCCCUCCCCGAGGAUUAUAUAUUGUGUAUUCUCAAGCUUCUGUCCACUACUGACUACCGUAAGAGUGUAGCUGACAACGCUUGCCAAGACGGGAAGGAAGACUGGCUCCGGUUGCCGUCAGAGGAGAGAGGGAUUCUGAGGCUCAUCCCGACUUGGUUUUAAAGCGAAGUGAGAGCGAUCUUAAUGUUUGUCUGACCCUGAUAAAAGCACCGUCGUUU
This is a messenger RNA of Branchiostoma floridae (Florida lancelet), 2416 nucleotides long. Its product is annotated as protein Wnt-6-like. The record is from RefSeq and is a predicted model, not a curated record. The transcript is spliced from 5 exons. Gene Ontology annotation, cellular component: extracellular region. Gene Ontology annotation, biological process: multicellular organism development; neuron differentiation; canonical Wnt signaling pathway. Lineage: Eukaryota; Metazoa; Chordata; Leptocardii; Amphioxiformes; Branchiostomatidae. Gene Ontology annotation, molecular function: cytokine activity; frizzled binding. Bases 870 to 2189 code for a protein of 439 amino acids.